AGCUGAAAAGAAUGACUUUAUGACGAACACUUCGAAGUUAUUGGACAGUUUGCUCUCCUCUGAAAAUUAUGACAGACAGAUUAGACCAGGAUUUGGAGGAGAGCCGACUACUGUUCUGACAGAUAUAGAGAUAAGAAGUUUCGGUUCAAUAUCGGAAACAGACAUGAUUUUUUCUAUGGAUUGCUACUUUCGUCAAACUUGGUUUGAUCAACGACUGCGGUUUCAAAGUGGAAAUCUGACAGUUUUAUCCAUGGAUUGGAAAUUUUUGCAACGGAUUUGGACACCAGAUACUUAUUUCCUUAACGGAAAAAUUUCAUACUUGCACAAAGUAUCUGCUCCUAACAAGUUCAUAAGAAUCCGAUGUGAUGGCCAGCUGAAAUAUUCAAUGAGGUUAACCAUCCAGACUAAUUGUCCGAUGCAUUUAAGGAAAUAUCCUUUGGACAAACAAGCUUGUCCGCUCUUUAUUGGAAGCUUUGCGUAUACAUCAAAAGAUGUUUUAUACAAGUGGAAUGGACCUCAUCCAGUGGCAGUCGCUGAUGAUGUGACAUUAUCGCAGUAUGAUUAUCUUGAUAUUCAGUUAGCAAAUCAUACAAAAGGAGAAUCAGAAGGUUCUUCUUCACUUACAGCACAAUUUAUUCUAAGAAGGAGAAGAGGAUAUUUUAUCCUACAGAUUUACGCUCCUUGCGCGAUGAUAGUUGGUGCUUCAUGGGUCUCAUUUUGGAUCAACAAAAGUGAUGCUCCUGGUCGAGUGGCUGUUGGAGCAACUACAGUUUUAACUCUUGUAACAAUGGGAUUUGGUGGAAGAUCUUCUUUACCACGAGUUGCUUAUGCUACAGCUAUAGAUUGGUUUGUUAUUUUAUGCUUCUCAUUCGUAUUUGCUGCCAUGGUUGAAUACGCAUGCGUCAAUGUUGUUGACAGAAAUGACUUACUAAAACGGCAAAGGAAGAAGGAGUUCUUGAUGCAACAUGGAAUUUCUGAAGCAGAUGAGCUACCCAAGGAGAACGGUGAAGACACUGAGCUGACUAUAGAAUGUCAGAAUCAUCACAAACCGCCCAUAAAAAACACGCGUAAAUGCCGUUUAUUUCCAGCAAAGAGAAAGAAAACUUAUCGAGAAAUACGUUCGAAGAUGAUGAACAAAUGUUAUCCAGAUAGAGGAAGCCGUAUUGAUGCAUACGCUCGAGUUUUGUUCCCAUGCGCCUUCGCGUUAUUCAAUGUUUUAUAUUGGACGUUAUAUCUUUAUACAAUCGAUGACGAAAUACCGGACAAUCUUUCAAUCUGAGCUUCUUAGAACAAUGCAUUCUUCAAAUAUAUUAUAAUUUCAGACUUCCAUUCAUGUCAGUGUUUGAACGUCUAAUAAUUCGUAGUUUAAUUGGCUGUUUUAUACUUCAUCUCUUUCAUCAUUGGACAUUAAAACAGCAUCUAUUUAGAACAAAGCAACAAAAUAAGGAUAACAUCACUUUAAAAUUAGAAUGAAUUGCGUCUGGAUACGUCAAUAUUUUUGAUAAAUUAUCAUAUUCAGAAAUACUUCCAAUCAACUAAUCGCGUUAACUUCAGUAUAUUAAAAGUAAUUUAUGGAAUAAAGGCUAUAAUUAACAUUUUAAAUUAACUUUAAGCGUCUAUUUUAAAUCCAGUACUGUAGAACAAAAGCACAUAAUAUUCAUCGUGACAUAUAAUCAUCUGAUAUUAUAUUUCUUAGGAGUUCAACUAAAAUUAUGACAACAUUAAUGUACUAUAUAAUUAUAAAAUGCAAUCUGCAUUAUUUUAACUGUUACUGCCACCAAAUUAAGCGCAUGAUACAAUUUUGAUUUCGGAGGUAGAACCAGGCUUACACCGCAGACUUCCCAUAUCACAGUGCAAAUGAAGUCAGAACUAAACAUUUUUCCUCCGAAACAGAUUAAAAUAAUGAUAGAAAAUUCGAUAUGUGCAAUAAUUUGGAAAAAUGAUGAAGUGGAUUGAUUAACUCAUAAUAACUGAUGAGAAUUCUUUUCAGAACAUAUCACUAAGAAAUAUAUGUGACUGUUAAAGGUUUAUUGAAUUAUUUUAGAGAUAGUUGGUGCUUAUAAUUAAAAUAACCUUAGUCAGAGCUGUAGUAGUGUUCGUUCUGAUUGAUGUAUUUCUUUGAAACUUAGUAUAUAAGUUACGUGGAUCACGGUGUAAAAACAACUGUUAUACAAAUAAUUCGAAUUUCAACUUCCAGAUGAAGAGAAGCAUAAAAUACAACUAACGCAAAUUGGAAAAAUAACAUUUUUAUGUGGUUUGGUUUGAUUUAAGGGCGAGGUCCCGAUCUAUCUAACAAAUUAAUGCUUACUCGGAAAGUCGUAUUGAAGACAGCCUUCGCAGAGAUAAAAUGAAGGCCAGCCAUGCUCCCUAUACAUAUUACAGAAAUUUUAAAGACGUAUAAACUGUCUUAAAUUUAAUUACUCAAAUAGUUUUAAAAGUUCAGGAAUAAGGGUGCAACAAAAAAGUUGAAAAAAUAACCAAAAAUAUUACCUAAAAUAGAUCUAUAGGUAUAACCAUUUUACCCAUUAGAUCUGAACGCAUACACACAAACCAAUAGAUAAUGUGAUAUUAAAAUAAUUGGUGUUACAUUAAAUCGAUAACACAGAACUUUGCACGCACACAAUGAAAUGAACAAAAUUAGUAAUACUGGAGUAGCAGUGCUUGAACAACGUUGUAUGCUCAAGCACUUCUACUCCAGUAUUUCUAAUUACUUUCAUUUUUCUCCUGAAAACGCAACUGCUUUCCUAUAAAAUUUUUAUACUGUUUGCUGUUUGUAAUCAGAACUUAAAUCCCUUCCGCUCUACGUUAAUGGUCGUGACUCGACGAAGUGUCGGCUGUCUUCAACAAUAUUACAGUCUUUACAUAGAUUAGAACCACAGAAAAGAAAUCUAUGAAAACAGUCCGAGAACCGUCCAUAAAAGAUAAUAAAUUGGUUUAUUGUCAUAUCUUAAAUUCAUAUCAGAAAUAUAGCAAAUUUCAAUAUGUAUUUCAUUUGCGUCAAUCACAUGUUCAAAGAACAUUCUAGCACAUUCAACAGUAGAGCAGAGGGAUUCUUGAGGAACUGCAGCAACGUUGUAUGUCAUCCUUGCUUUCAGUUCAGUCAGGUCCGUAAAACACAGUCCUUCAGUAAUCCUUAUAACUAGAAAUUACAGGGAAUCAAGUGAUGAGAAUGAGAGACCAGACAUUCAGAAAACUUUUUGAAGUUACACGUUCAAUCUUUAAAGUGAGCACAAAGCAAUUAUUUCACAUGUUGGUGAAUCAGGAAAGUUGCACCAUCUUGCAUGAAGGCAAUAGUCUCUGAAUAUUUUUGGUCUUGCAACGCAGGAAUAAUUUGCUGAUGCAGAAGAUCGCAGUAAUUGGUCUCGUGAUAGUACACAUUCUAAGGGUUUCAGGAGUACACUCCUAUGAACAGAGAAAAACACAUAUAACCACACAAAAAAACUGCAGAUGCUGUUGUUCUCCAGCAAUGGAAAUUCUAGUACUCCAGUAUUUACUACUUCAUCUGGAACAAAACAUGCCUCAUUUGUUCAUAAUAUGUUCCAAAGGCAUGAAUAUCAAUGGCUGUUCUCGCCAAAAAACGCCAAGGGAAACAAUGCGUUAAUAGUCUGUAGGGUACAGCUUUCGCGCCAUGUUGAUCUUAUACAGAUACCAUUUUAAAUGGAUUGCAAAACCUUUCGGACAGUAAACCAAAUGUUAGACAAAUCGCAUGACACCGCUCGAACACUGUUUAUUCUUGUUUUUCUCAGUUCUAUUUUGUUUUGUCGGGCUGGCCUCUAAAAGGCUUUGUGGCUGAAUCGUCGUCCGGGAAAGCUGGGGUAUUCGCCCUUGUAGUAACAUAGUAACCACUCGAACAUUUGUAGAGUAUCAGGAACACAACGCUGUGACAAACACAGCAUUACCGAUUUCUUCCACAGUUUCAUUUGAAAUAUGUUUCUGGAUUUUUCCUAAGAACAUUUGAAAAUAGUCUUCGACAUAUGCCCUUUUAGGAAACCUUUCAAACAUCGAUAUUCUUGAAGUGCAUCUAAACAGUUACUACAAUUAAUUACUGCAGUUCUGAUUAAUAAAGCUUUAUACCUCUUUUACAAAGGUAUGAUGAAUAAUGGUUUUACACCACUGACUAGCAGCGUUUUCAAGAGUUCCUGACUUGCAUAACGUUACUUCUACAUUUUACAAAAAGAGCCACCUAGAGGUCGAAAUCUAAACUAUCACUUUUAUUGCAGUUUCCUUUUUUUCCGUGUUCCAUAUAACUUAUAUAUCACGAUAAAUGAAAUACGUUAACCAGAACAGGCUGUACGAGUUGAGUCACUUUCAUUAUAUCUAUCCUGUUUAAAAUAACAAUAUUACUCUAAUUUUAUACAGAACAGUUCUAAUAAAGUUUCAAGUUAAAGAAGAUCAUAGGCCACAAUUCAAACUAACUCCCGUUCGGUAACCUCAAACAGCUAGAUAAUGCCAACUUAAGCGAUUGAAAAAUUACUUCUGUACUCUAAGAUUUCAUUUAAUUUAUUUUGAUGUGCUGAUUAACAUUCUAAACAAUCUCUGGACAGUUGCUGAAAACUCUGGACAGUCUAUGAACAGAUUAAUAUCUAGACAGUUACUGAUACAAUUGGGAAAACGUUUAUAAAAACUAAAAGCACGAACAAACGUUUUUUCCUUCACACCGGAGUUCUGAAAUGUUCCGCUCAAACUUUCACUUGAAUAAUGGUACAAUGUGUUUAUUUUUGUAAAAUAAUUGAAAUAAACAUUUUACUAUUUUGA
This is a messenger RNA of Stegodyphus dumicola, 4755 nucleotides long. RefSeq names its product gamma-aminobutyric acid receptor subunit alpha-6-like. NCBI's taxonomy places the organism in Eukaryota, Metazoa, Arthropoda, Arachnida, Araneae, Eresidae. Gene Ontology annotation, cellular component: membrane. Gene Ontology annotation, biological process: monoatomic ion transmembrane transport. The record is from RefSeq and is a predicted model, not a curated record. Gene Ontology annotation, molecular function: GABA-A receptor activity; extracellular ligand-gated monoatomic ion channel activity.